Ornithodoros turicata is the source of this 2004-nucleotide messenger RNA. RefSeq lists its product as uncharacterized. The coding region runs from base 225 to 1652 and encodes 475 amino acids. Gene Ontology annotation, biological process: spermatogenesis; regulation of DNA-templated transcription. The record is from RefSeq and is a predicted model, not a curated record. Gene Ontology annotation, cellular component: nucleus. NCBI's taxonomy places the organism in Eukaryota, Metazoa, Arthropoda, Arachnida, Ixodida, Argasidae. Gene Ontology annotation, molecular function: protein dimerization activity; DNA-binding transcription factor activity, RNA polymerase II-specific; RNA polymerase II cis-regulatory region sequence-specific DNA binding. The transcript has 11 exons.
UUUUAGGACUCCACAAUCGUUCUAUCAUAUUAUUACCCACAUAGCUGUGAUGUCCAAUGUUGCAAUACCAGUGAAUAUCGCAAUGCCCGCGCCGGCGUCGUCUGUCAGUAAAAUGGUUUGUGAAUUGGUGUGACGAUUACUCCAGUACCGCUUGCGAUGUAUGACCUCCGAGUGUUCCAUCCUGCCGUUUUGAGCCAGUAAAUAGGAGUGUGAGGUUCCGUAUCAUGUGCGACAAGGCACUAGAACAGGCAGCGAAGGAAUCCGCCUGCGAAGGGGAGAGAAAGCAAGACACUAGCGUCACGUCCGCAUUUCCUGACGCCCUUGAUACGCCACCGGGUAGCAACGAAAGCGGGGAGAACUCUGGAGGAGGAAAGCCUCAGUUCUACAUUGAAGUGGACGCUAGCGCCAUGGCAAAUCUUAAGGCUGGAACCCAGUACACCCUUGUACCGGUCGAUGCAGAGCAAAGAGCUGCAGCAGCUGCUGCUAAUGACCACACCCAGCAGCAGCAGUUGGCAUGGUGUCAACCAAUGGACGGAAGGUUGCCAGAGGACGAUGUCAACGGCAGUGCUGUCGAAGGGGUCACAAAGGAAGAGCUGUCAGCCGACACAUUCAGUCUGGACCAGAGCAUAAUGAACGGCUUCGGCACUAGCAAGGCCGAGUCACAGGACAGUCCUCCGGUGCUGGACGCAGACUUCGAAGGAGGUGCUGGGGACGGGCCAGAAAAGAUGACGUAUGCUCCACUCAUUUCUGUGGCUCAACAGCAACAUCAGCACCACCAGCAGGAUGCGACCGCAUCUGCUGUGGCCUCUCAUAUGGUACCCCUUCAAAAGAGGAUUGUGCAGGCAAUUUCUUGCUGUUACAACCAAGAUGGGAUGCAUCUGUAUGCUGCUUUCUCGAUACCACCAGUGCACCAGCCCCUGAGACAGCACAAGAUAUCAUGCGAAAACAAGACUAAGCAUGCAGCUGGCUACGAAGCUCUGCGGUACCGCCACCCAUCUCCGCCAAUGUUUGGUGCUCCCCCACCUCACGGACUGCAACACCAGACACCGUACCUGGUGCACUCGCGAGGCGCAUGGGCUCCGUACCCAUCCCCUGCCACUCCUCAGGGUGGCCAAGCUUACCUGACACCAGUGAUGCCUCAGACAACCCCCGGCACGCCCGGUAGCAGUAGCAUGAGUGCCGCCAGUACCAGUAGUGGGACCCCAGACACAAGCAUGACUCUAGGGGGAGGCGAUGAUGUGCCCUCCCCUCCUGACUACGGGCGAGGAGACGGCACAGCCAGUGGAGCGGACCUCCUCGGGGUGGCCCGCGUGGCCAACAUGGGUCAGAUCCAGCAGAUGGUUGGGCCCUUGGACAACAUGCCCUACUACAUGCCUUUCAACGGUCGAGAGAAUCACAAUGAGAAGGAACGGAAAAGGAGAACGCGUAUCAAGAACGCCUGCCAGACCCUACGCUCCCUGGUGCCAGGUCUCAGUGAAAAGACUGACAAGGCGACAGUAUUUGAGUUCACCGUGCAAUACCUCCUCCACCUACGCAGACAUCUGGGCGUCAAACACGACAAGGUAGUAGAAAAAAAGCACCCCAGAGAUGCAGAGUACGGCAAGCCAGCGUUUCUUUCACAGGAGUUCAUGGAGAAGUACUCACCUUACUGAGCAAAGACAGUUGGUUGAAAACCUCAAGUACAAAGAAGAUACUGUGCCACACCUGAUGCAGUUCACAAGUGCAAUGCAAAAAGGACAUCUCUGCUGUAACGUAUACUUUAGUGGGUUUUUAACUGUUCCCGACUAUUUCCCACUUUUUCUUUUUUACGUGUAUCAUUAGCUUCUGUCUCUUUUUUUUUAUUGCAUGCAGUUGUGAUAGUUAUACCCAGAUUUUGCAGAUUAUGUUUCAAUGUUGGAGGGUUCAUUUACUACACUGUUCCAGUCGCCAAGAAAACGUAACCUCCAGUGCCUUCUCGUUUGUCAAGCCUUGCACUUCAUUACAAAUAAACUUGUACAUAUUCUU